AGCGAAACGGCACGAGUGUCGAAAUUUACGCAUACAUACAUAUCUCGAAUAUUAUCUGGCCAAUAUAUUGGAAGCUUGGCUGUUGGUGAAAAUUUAAUGAAGCAAUUUAACGAUGACACGGUGACCGAUGGUUUAGAUUAAACGGAAACAUACGCGAUAGUGGCCGUGUCGUUUGGAAAAUGCCAAGCAUACUCGAGCGUGACGGCAAUAGAACUCUCUGAGAAAGGGUUUUGGUUGAUUUAUCGAGUAACAUAGCGUCCGACACUUGUAUAACUAUUACGUACCGACGGAAUAGAUUUAUUGGGAAACUUAAACGUCAGAUCCUUUCAGGUAGAAGCAUAAGCGUUAAGGAAUAUUUCUGAUCGACGGAUUAAUUGAUUUCUUAUUUAUCUGGGACAAUCCUCGAUUUUUUAUUUUAUUAUUAUUUUAGUAUUAAUUAACACGGCAUUUAAUUGUGUACAUCGUACGAUAAACCUUGACUUUUGCUACACGAAAUUCCAUCGAAAUACGGUCGUCAAGCGUAUUAGACAUCUAGCGACUCGUUACAUAUUAAUUAACUUCUCACCAAAAAUCCAUAGUAAGCUUUAAUUAAAGCCUGUAUUCUUAGAGAGGUCGAGUAAAUGGCGAAGUGUUAAUUAAGUCUUAAUUAAUUAAUCCUAAAGGACAGGAAACAAACGGAAAACGUCUGUAACAAUUUGUAAAAAAAAAAAAAAAAAAAGAAUCGUUACGUCAAUUUGAGAUUACACAAAUUAGGAAGUCAACGUCAAGACGCUACGAAGAAUUAGGGAACGAAGAAGAAAAGUACAUAAAGCGAAUCAUCGUCGUCCGCAUGGAGUAAUAUUCAGUUAAACGACCUGUCAAACUUUCGACGUUUGACGUGGAAGAGCCACAUUGCGAUGAAAACGUUUGCUCGAUUUGCUCGGGGCAAACACAGCAGGAGGAGGUAGAUGCCGGAAAAUGGCAUGAAAUAUUUCGACGCGGCUAGGCUCUCGUCGAAAUUUAAGUAGCGAAAACCCGCGUUAGUCAGACACGAGGGUGAUACUUGAAAGUUAAGAAAGUGAAACUCGAAGAGAAGAACGAUAACGAACCAUUUUACGGUCUACCUUUAUUAGAUCCUCGAGGCGAAAUUUUCCAGGUAUUCUCGCUGAUAAGAAUCGUUGUUUUUAUUCAUUUUUCUUACGGCAGUUUCACUUCUUUCUCACUUUUCAUUUUUGUGUACUCGCUUUAUUUUUCAUUCUGUUGUUUUUCUACUUUUUUGCCUCUUUUCGGAAAGACGAAUCGCCGUUCGUAUACGUUCGAUAUCGGAUAAGCGGAUAAGGACAGAAAAAGGAAGAGUCUGUGUUUGCGAUAUCGAAUGGUUACUUUGUACCCGCGAUCUUUUCGCUUUGUAUUGUUCGUAUCUAUACGACCGGCCACUCUUUUUUCCCCCUCGUGUUUUUCACUUUCAGUCAAAUUAAUUGUGUUUGCACGUAAAGAAGUUGAUCGGACGGAUAGGAAAAUGGGGAACAAUCGUGCAGUAAUUCUUGGUUUUAAUAUCGGAUUUGCGAUAAUAUCGGAGUGCGAUAUGUUCUGUACUUGGAAUCUUAUAUUACCAGUUUUAGAACGGUGCUUCAUUUAUCCUUCUUAGUUAGAGAUUUUAGAAGAAAUCUUAACUUUGAUCGCCAAUAUAGUUACUAGAAAAUUGACUCGAUACUAAAUUACAGCAUGUUUCAAAGAUUUUAUUACACGGCUUAUUUUGAUACACGUUACGCGAGGCGCUUAACAUUAGCAAAUUGUUCCUUAAUUCAUGAACGGUGACAUAUGUAUAAUAUACGUUAAAGUCUAUUGGCUAUUUUGCUCUACUUAUCCACUUACAAAUACAUUAUUCAACUUUUUCAGAAACUUUCGAAGAAGCUGAAGCUAAUAGUUCUUUUCUUCGGACUAACUCGCGACAAAUUCGUUUUCCAACCAUUUUAUUUCUUCUAAACACUAGGUUCUGCUAUCGUUAUCUGCGAGAACUCGCGUGAAAAGGAUCGAUGAUAGAUCACAGUUCGUUUCACCACCUUUUCGUAUCGUCGACUUCGCAGAAAAAUGAGAAAUAACUGUCACUGGUCCGUCAGACUGGCCGCGUUAUUGAUUUACUUACGCAUGGAACAGGAUGAUUUACGACAGUGCUUUAGGUCGCUGCUCGGAUAUUCCUUUCCGAGGACGCUAUCGAUCCGAACGAUUAGCACAAUGUUUCUACUCCUCAAACCUGAUCGUUAUUCUCGUAACUUUUACAUCUUUUCGAUUGCAAUCUCGCGAACAGCCUCCUAUUUUUGUAGAUUUCUAUCAAACUGGUGCAUGAAUAUUUACAUAUAUGUGGUAUUAAAAUUCCCAUAACAGUUCUCUGUUCUAGCUUAAAACCGCUCGCAUCUGCAUGUGCAUAGAUAAUAUUCUUCUGUCUUCGACGUUAUCGUGCGCCAGCUUUCACGCGAGUGUUCUCUUCUUCCCGAGAUAAUCAACUAUUCCUAUCUGUGGUAUUAAUAGUAAAUAAAUGGUUUUUUUCUAGCGAACAAGAGAUUAUUAAGAUGGAAUUUUAAAAGCCGCAGAACUACGUAGUGUCGUUUAACCUGAAUAAUUAAAAAUAGUCAAGGAGAUUAUAAAGCUGUUGUGCAGCUAAUGCCAUUUUCCUUUCAUAACAAACUUUCUACGAUAUUCCACGAAGAGGAAGGAAACGAUAAGUCUCCGGUGUAGCGUUAGUUAAAAUAAUAAUAAAUACGAUAUAAAAUACGAUAGAGACGAAGAGAAAUGUUAUAUUCAACGUAUCUGAUCCCUCUCGGUGUUUUGCUUUUAUUAAAAUCCUCCACUUCGGCGGAACACUCUCGGAACCACGAUAAAUUCUACUCGUCGAUCGAGAGCAAGCCCUUAUCUAGCCAGGAGACUGACAACCUGAGGCUGGUGUUGAAUUUCAUUCGCCAAUCCCCUGAGUUUCAUCCGCUCACGUUCUCCGUAAUACUGCCGGAGUUUCAAUCGAGCUUCAUCGAAUUUUUGCUGAGCUAUAUCGGGCAGAAUUCGAUCGAGGCCUACAAAGUCAGGGCGAGGGAUCUGUCCCUGAAGGCCACUUGGAUGAGCCGGCUACGACUCACUUGGAUCUUCGUCGUUCAAGACUUGUCCAGUUUUAACAUCUUCGUUUAUUGGCAAUGGAAUCUGUGGAAAGCCGGAAACCAGUAUUUGAUUAUCUUCACUGGAAAAGUAGUCACCACGCUCUGGACGGAGGCUUUCACAAACUUGUGGAGAAAGUACGACGUUCAUCGAAUCGUCGUUGUCGACGAUGAUUUUCGAUGUCUGACCAGGUACAUGCCGCUCGAGAAACGAUCUAACAAUGACUUUGGCAGGGUAUACAAAUCAUGUUUGAAGAAAAAUCAUCUUACCAAGCGAUCCAGCGAGUACGAUCUUCUUAAAAAUCCGCCAAAAGGUAAUAAUUCGGGAUAUCCAGACGAGAUUCUUCGACUGAACAGAGAUACAAGGUUAUUCGAGAAUUUCCAAAACUUGAAUCAUUAUCCCCUGAACGUGCUGGUGUUCGAGUCUCUGCUGAUGAACGUUUCAUAUGAUACUCGGAAUAGACUGGAAUUGAGCAAACCAGACGCUAACGUGGCGUUUGCUCUGAAGAAGGCGAUGAGGGCAACAUUUCGUAUAAAAGCUAUGAGGAAGGUUGAUUUCAUGGAUGAUCCAUUCGCUACUUCGUUGACAGGCAUCGAGACUAGAAACGUGGACAUGGUUAUCACCGGAUUUUUCGUCAAGGUUUAUAGCAAAUUUCGAAAGUUUCAGUUCACCUGUGCCAUGUACGAGGACAAGCUGUGCUUCGUGUCGCCCGAUUCUGGUCUGGUACCCAAGGCUUACAUGCCUUUCUUACCGUUUCAGAAGAGCUUAUGGUUUCUGCUAAUAGCAUAUAACAUUACGGUUACGUUCCUGUGGUGGUUGGCGAAACACAUUAGCGAAUCGUUGCGACGUCAAUACAAAUGUGCCAAUCCUAGUCGACGAUUAGAAAUUAAUCGUUCAACGAGAAAACCACAAGCACGGUAUCUUUCCAAAAGUGGAAUAAAAAAUUAUUUUCUAAUCAAAGAACAUCGUUCCUCUGAUGUAUCUAAUUACAAAGAACCACCAGAAAUUCCCCGAUACAUCAAAAGACCGAUCAUUUUUAUCGAGCAUCUUACCUAUCCCUUUCAAACGAGCGAAAUUCCAGCGCAGAGAGCUCUACUCCUCGGCACCCUAUUUUUCGCUCUUAUCCUCAAUGGGCUGUAUCAAAGCGUGUUGGUAUCUAGCCUAAGUAAACCGUUCCAUUACCCUCAACUACAUAAUCUAGAAGAUGUAGUAGAUUCUGGGAAGAUCGUGAUCACCAAGUAUGCGAAUCUGAAGAACGUGUUCCUGGACGAUUCCGAACUAGACGCGAUGCUGGUUCAGAGAAUUCGUGUGAUUAACACUCAACGAUCUACGAAGGAUAUUGUGGCGUACGAAGAUAAAAUCGCCAUCACCAGAUAUUACACGUUGGAGCUCGAAGAUUCCGACUAUUUCGACAAAGAAGGAAAUCCCCUAUUGAACUUGGUGGACGAAUGUCCGAUGAAUUAUAGAGUGUCUUACGUGUCACGAUUGCAUUCACCUUACGCAGAGAAAGUCGAUUUCGUGUUGUUAAGGUUGAGAGAAGCGGGUCUGCUUAAUUUCUGGUUCGAUGAUAUGUUGUAUCGUAUUAAGAUAGCUAAGAUAAAGAAAAGGAGAUUGAACAAGGAUAUGGCGGCGAUGAAGAGCUGGAUGAGCGGCAGGAUCAGAUUAUCGCUGGAUCAUUAUUUAUUAACGUUCUUAUUGCUGUUCGUUGGCCUGUUUGGAUCUGCCGUGAUGUUCUUCGUGGAACUGUACAUCGCGAAACGAAGCAGAAGAAAAUGUUAAAAUAAACAAAAGGAAUGCUCGUUUCAAAACUUAUUUCUUUUAGGGGAAAAUUCAAACCGAGAAAUUGCUCGUGACCAGAAACAGAGAAAAAAUAUAAAAUAUGUAUUUUGUUUGUUGGUUGUGUAACAAAAAAGUUUUACCACUAUCGUGCAGUUAACACGAAUUUUUCUAUUUGGAUUUAUACCGCGUAUUUUCAAUGUUGACAUCCCACUAACGGUUUGAGUAGACCAACAGUUUUUUCCACGAUGAAACAAUUUCUGACAUUUUUUCUACUUGCUUCUUAUUUUCCCAUUUGUUUGGUUUUCCAGGCGGAAUACUGGUAAAUUUAAGAACAGAACAGCUGGUGAUCGGCCGAAUCGACGAUUUGUUAUUUUCGCUUGAACCAAUCCUUCUUCGCGUCGUUGAGACACGAGCGAUCCUAUCUAUUAUUUGUCUCCAUUCAUCUACUUGACAUGAUAAAAGGAAAUAUCUUUUGACCUACUUUAAACAGAAACAGAUCGAUAAUUGUUUUUUCUAUUAUCUAUUAUAAACGAAGAAAUAAGAAAACAAAAAAUGUACACUCGUUGCUUUCGAUCAAGAGACUUAAUCAACCGAAACAUUAAUUAUACAGGUCGCAUCGUGAAGAUUGAUUAAUAAUUAAGCCGAUGUACUAAUGAGGUUCUAUGUACAUCGUUAUUAAUGAGAGGCAAUUAAAAGUGUAUGUAAAUCACGGCUAUAAUACGUCAAAUGCAAUUUGAUAUCGUGACGUUUGGUGCAUUAAUUAUAAUAGAAGCGUUUUAGAAUUAUUAUAAAAUCACGCGAACGAUGGUCGCACCUCGAUGGAUUUAAUAUUCUAAGCACGUACUUCGUUUCUUCACAGCAGAUGCUCCACUAAAUGCGAUUAAGUUGUACCUGUCUGUGUUACGAGAGUGUUUCUCUGAUACUCUUUUUCCCGUUGUCCUCGGGAACGAUUGAAUCUGAAUCUGUUGAAAUAAAUCAGCGCGAUCAGAGAACGAAAAUCUCGUACCCUGGCAGAAAACAUAGUCUUUAUGUAAUUUCCUACACGAUUGAUUUUGCUUAUUCUUUUAUACUGCUCAUACUGUUCGUUUCUAAUUUUCAUGUAUACAUCGGUACAAUAGUCUGGUGAUAGUCGGUUUGUCGUUCCAUAAAUGAAUUCGUAAAAGCUGUUAAACUGAAUUAUAAAUAGCGCUAUAAAAGAUAUGCAUAUAAAUCUCGCUUCGUGGGGCAUCCAUUUUCCAUGUUCUACUCUUCUGAACACAGCCGUCACCCGCUUUGUUUUUAUUUUGCUUUUUCUGUUACGUGUAAAAACGUGUAAAAAUACGGCUAGAAUCGUUAAAAACUACACGUCGAUGGAAAGUGCUGAUCACAGGUUAAAAUUUGUUUUUCUUUUCUGUACAUUUCAGUAAAUCAAUAUUAUUGAUAAA
This is a messenger RNA of Bombus huntii, 6326 nucleotides long. RefSeq lists its product as uncharacterized. The record is from RefSeq and is a predicted model, not a curated record. Lineage: Eukaryota; Metazoa; Arthropoda; Insecta; Hymenoptera; Apidae. The coding region runs from base 2770 to 4902 and encodes 710 amino acids. The transcript has a single exon.